AUGUCUCAAACACAUCAUUUACUCAUUAUGACAGAAUUCCUUGGUCAAGAAAAGUAUUGCUAUUGGAUGCUGUUACAUAUGAACACAGUAUUAUGUAUUGGAUCGAUUAUAAUGUUGGGAAUAGGUACAUUGUUCAUUACAUAUAUUGAGCAUAUUUGUGGAAUAUUAAAAAUUGCUAGCUAUCGCAUUAAGCAUGCAGUGAACAUCGAUAUUCCACAAAAUAUUACAAUAAAAAAUAAAAUUUUGAUGACCGAAGGUAUAAUUUGUGCCGUAGACAUUCAUCGUCAAGCUAUGAAAAUGAUGAACCAUUUCAUGACUACAUUCGAAAUAUCGAUAUCUUCUCGAUUGUUUACAUGUAUUAUUGCCUAUCGCUUGAUCGCCUACAUGUCCUAA
Molecule: messenger RNA, 393 nt
Organism: Atta colombica
Lineage: Eukaryota; Metazoa; Arthropoda; Insecta; Hymenoptera; Formicidae
Exons: 4
Coding region: 1-393 (130 amino acids)
Source: RefSeq, a predicted model, not a curated record